CACUUUCGUGAAGGGGCAAGGCAUCGCAGCCUUCAUCUGGAAAGCAUACUCGGCCUCAUGCAAAGGACCUUGCUGCGAGAUGCCCUUUCACUAGGAGCUGGGAUUUCCAUGAUCAUGUUGGAAUGCCAGAAGGAAGAAAUAUUGGAAGCUGUGAGGAAGCACUUGCGUGACCUAAAAAACAAUCAAGGCCAUUUGGAUGAUCUUUCGAUCGAAUCUGGCGAUGUCCAGGGGACGGGCAAUCAAGACAAGCAGCUCUAUCUCCGCUUGCGCAAGGAUCUGCGUGACGAGUUUCCGGAUGUUUACAAAAGUCACAAAAGCACAGGCGACAAAAAGAUCAGGUCAGAAGAAGGACAUUGGUGGGAGGAAACAGAAUGGACGCGGCUUGGGAUACAAAUAACUUCCUCAGUGGUGACGGCAGUUCUCGUUCUCCUGUUGCAGGUCGAGGAAAGCGCAGCAUUCUACCUGAAGCCCUGUGAAGGCUGUGUGAAUCGCGUCGACAUCCUUGGACGUGAAGAACCUAUUAUGACCUCUUGGACGUUCUGGAUGGUCACCUGCUACGUUGUGUGCGUGACUACGUACACUUGGUAUUGCUUUGUUGAACAUGUCCUGAACAUCACAUUUGUACAGAUGAGGGAAAACCGUGACCAGCUUCUUCUGUUCACAGCGCUUACCAGAGCAGGCGCAUUCAACUCUCUCUGGAGUAAGGCAAACUUGAAGCGCUUGUAUCACAUACUCUCAACAAAAUACGGCGCAAAACAGGAAGAGCGGGCCCUGGAAGAGAGGGCCUUGAGAAAGUUCUUGGCACAACGCUUGCGCGGAAGUGGGGAAGCUUGCUUGGACCUGCAACGGCUGGACCAUGCAGAAGCUUGGUGGAAGCUGCGGAUGUACAUACAGAUCGACUUUCUGGAUGAGACAGCGCUGGUGGAGAUUGUUGGCAUGAUCAUUUUCAUGUUGACGGUGUUAUUUGCCGUUGUAGGCUUGCUAGACUGGUUGAAAUACCACACAUUUUCUUUGCCUUUGUCGCUUUUGGCUUUGCUCAUCUGGACUCUCGUCAUUGCAAUGUAUCGAGUCUUUGAAGAGUGCGAGGCCAUCAACAGUCUAUGGGAGAAUGACAAUCGGGCGCUGUCGCUGGCCAUUCUCAGAGCUACGCACGCGGCAUGUACAUCCCCCCACCCCGACCCCAAGCUGAACCAACACGCAUCUUUCCUUCGAGCGAUGCAGAACAAAGUCGCCGUGUUCGAGAACCGGCAGGAGCUCUUCGGCUGGGCCGUGACCCGAAACCUGCGCAAUGGGUGGGUGGCCACCAUGGCUACUCUGGUUGUGACUUCCGCGGUUCAGAUCGCAAAGCCCGUGAUUCUGAACGGCCUCCUUCGAGGGCAACUCCAGGGAUUGCUGGACCUCGACGACGACAUGUUUAACAACGCAUCUACCGAGUGA
Molecule: messenger RNA, 1437 nt
Organism: Symbiodinium necroappetens
Lineage: Eukaryota; Dinophyceae; Suessiales; Symbiodiniaceae
Source: the annotation of a GenBank genome assembly